Messenger RNA from Salvia hispanica, 1399 nucleotides. NCBI's taxonomy places the organism in Eukaryota, Viridiplantae, Streptophyta, Magnoliopsida, Lamiales, Lamiaceae. The record is from RefSeq and is a predicted model, not a curated record.
AAGAAACCCAGUCUAAGGUUUAUAUUCUACUUAAUUCGGACAGUGUGAUGUGGGACACACUUGCAGAAGAGCAGAGCCAACAUUUCAAUCGCAUAUGCAAAAUUUGGGGUGAGGAUCUAACCAAGAUGGAUGGUGAAUCUAAUGGGCAACAAACCAAGCAAGAACGAUUGAGGACGAGAUGGACACCCGCACUUGAUAAAGUUUUCGCAGAUAUAGUUGUGGAACAGAUUCGACAGGGAAACAGACCAAAUAAUAUUUUCGACAAGAAAACAUGGAGUCAGAUCCGUGUGGAAUUUAACAGGCUGACUGGUCUCAGUUUUAAUAACAAUCAAUUAAGAAAGCAUCUUGACGUUCUGCGUACACGUUAUCAGAAUUUGCUAUCCACUUUUACACAGAAUGAUGCAAUAAUGCCAGAUUCAUGCUACAUGGGUUUUGAUCAAUGGGAAGAUAUCGGGGCACAAGCAAAGAUGGAACCAGCAAAGAUGAAGGAAUGUUCUAUUUAUGAGCAGCUAUGCACAAUAUUUGCGGAUUCAGGCGUGGAUGGAAAAUAUGCUCAAUCAAGCCACUACGGAAAAUUGAACAUGUCAGCUGGGAUUGAUCAUUUUGGUUCAGAAGAUGCAAACCCAAGUCCUAAAACACCAUCCACGUCAAAAUCUAUGCUAGGAAAUGGAUCUUCACCCCAGAACAUUAACAAGAGCGUGGCUGACAAAAAGAGAAAGCGUAUAUCCGAAGUUGGAUCUAUCUCAGAUCAAAGUCAAUGGAAUCAUGAGCUAAGUGAUACUAUGGCGGAAGCCUUCUUGGAUAUGAUGCAGUCCUCUAGGAUUCGAACAGCCACAAAGCCUCAAAUUGAUGAAAGAUUCUCAAUCACAAACUGCAUAAAAGCAUUGGACAAGAUUGAAGGCAUUGAUGACAAUCUUUAUUAUGCUGCCUUAGAUCUGUUUGAGAAUCCUAAUUUCAGGGAGGUGUUCCUAUCUCUGCAGAAUGACUACCUUCGACUAACAUGGUUGCAGGAAAAAUGUGGUGGUUUUACUCCAUUUAGCUAUUGAGUUCUGGUUCGAUGAUGCCUCUUUUUGACCGUGGGUGCAGUGUCUCUUUUGCUUGUAAAGUACACAAAUCUUUUGAUCCAUUAGAGCAGUGUAUGUAUAGGAAUAGGAUGAUACUUUAUAGGUGGGUUACAUAAAUUGUUAGUAAUUUUAGUUUGCAGAUAAAAUCUCUCUGAAAAAGGCAUUUCUUAGCAUGCUCAGGUGUAUUAUGGAAGAGUAGCUUUUUGUUUAUUAUUUGCAUUGUCCUUAUUUUUAUACAUGUUCAAAAGGCCAUGCUCAUGGGCCUUAUUCAGAUCUCACUGGUGAAAACUCAAUGGCAUAAACACAGGCAUAAAUAAAGCUUUUCUUGAAGUUGA